This is a messenger RNA of Mangifera indica (mango), 3960 nucleotides long. RefSeq names its product phosphoglucan, water dikinase, chloroplastic. Gene Ontology annotation, molecular function: ATP binding; starch binding; kinase activity. The record is from RefSeq and is a predicted model, not a curated record. Gene Ontology annotation, biological process: phosphorylation. The transcript has 19 exons. Bases 39 to 3755 code for a protein of 1238 amino acids. Lineage: Eukaryota; Viridiplantae; Streptophyta; Magnoliopsida; Sapindales; Anacardiaceae.
AUCAUUUAGUAGAAUCUAAAAAUUGUGGUCUUUGAGGGAUGGAAGAGGAAUUUUAUGAUCUUACUGGAUCUACUGGAAAUUCAUCAAACCUUAGGACGAAAAUUCAUUUCUCGAUUCUUCAACAAGCAAAACCAGAACCAGAGCCAGCUCUCAUUAAUCAAAUCUCACUCAACUCAAUUCCUCUUCCCAUGCAAAUGGAUUCUCCAACUCUCAACACAUUAAACCGCCCAUCAACUUUCCUCCAUAAUCCGAAGCCAUUCAAAUUCGUACAGACUAAAUUAUUCUUCUUCAAUCCAAGGAUUUCUUCUCCUGUUCAUCUUCGCCAAACACACAAAUUCUUUUCUGGUGUUGUCUGUGGCGUUUCUUCUACUGAAACAAGAGAGGAAGAGAAGAAGAAGAUGAAAAUGAAAUCUAAGUCAGGAGUUGGCAAUGUGAGAUUAAGUGUCAGGUUAGAUCAUCAAGUUGAAUUUGGGGAGAGCGUUGCAAUUUUGGGAUCAGUUAAAGAGCUGGGGUUAUGGAAGAAGGCUGUGAAGAUGAAUUGGAGUGAGAGUGGAUGGGUCUGUGAGUUGAAAUUGAAGGGGGAAGAGAGUGUUGAGUAUAAGUAUGUCAUUUUUGGGAAGGAUAAGAGUAUGGUAUGGGAAAGUGGUGAUAACAGGAUCUUGAAACUACCAAUAGGAGGGAGUUUUGGCAUAAUCUGCCACUGGAAUGAGACAGGGGAGGCUGUGGAUCUACUGCCUUUGAGUGUGCAGGAGAACAAGGAUGAUACUAAUGAUGUUGGUGAGAAUGGAUCUACGAUAACUGAUUCUUCUGCUGAAGCUCUUCUGGAGGUGGAGACCAGUCCUUUUGUAGGGCAAUGGCAGGGGAAGGCUGUCUCAUUUAUGCGUUCAAAUGAGCACCAGAACCGAGAAUCAGAUAGAAAAUGGGACACUUCAGAUCUUGAAGGCUUAGCUCUAAAGUUAGUUGAAGGUGAUCGGGAAGGAAGAAACUGGUGGAGAAAGCUUGAAGUUGUGCGUGAGUUAUUAGAUGAUAAUCUGCAACGUGGGGAGCGGUUGGAGGCUCUCACAUACUCUGCUAUAUAUCUGAAGUGGAUAAACACUGGGCAAAUCCCCUGCUUUGAAGAUGGAGGUCAUCAUCGGCCAAAUAGGCAUGCUGAGGUUUCAAGGCUUAUAUUCCGUGAAUUGGAACGAAUUUCCUGUAGGAAAGAUACUUCACCUCAGGAGGUGCUUGUUAUUCGCAAGAUCCAUCCAUGUUUACCAUCUUUUAAGGCAGAGUUUACUGCAUCUGUUCCUCUUACUCGAAUUAGAGACAUUGCUCAUCGGAAUGAUAUCCCUCAUGAUCUCAAGCAAGAAAUCAAACAUACAAUUCAAAACAAACUUCAUCGUAAUGCUGGCCCAGAAGAUUUAGUUGCUACAGAAGUCAUGCUUGCAAGAAUUACCAAGAACCCUGGAGAGUAUAGUAAUGCAUUUGUGGAGCAAUUCAAGAUUUUUCAUCGUGAACUGAAAGAUUUCUUCAAUGCUGGAAGUCUUUCAGAACAACUGGAGUUGAUUAGAGAAUCUUUGGAUGAACAAGGAAUUUCCUCUCUCACAUUGUUUUUGGAUUGCAGAAAGAGUUUGGACAGCGUGGAAGAACCUAGUAAUAUCAUGGAGUUAAUUAAAACCAUGCAAUCUUUAAAUGCUCUGAGAGGAACAAUUGUAAAGGGUCUUGAAAGUGGAUUAAGGAAUGAUGCUCCUGAUGCUGCAAUAGCAAUGCGCCAAAAGUGGCGUCUUUGUGAGAUUGGCCUUGAGGACUACUCAUUUGUUCUUUUCAGUAGAUUCCUCAAUGCACUUGAAGCUAAGGGAGGAGCUCACUGGCUUGCUAAGAAUAUGGAAUCAAAAAAUGUAGGCUCCUGGAAUGACCCACUUGGUGUCCUAGUUGUUGGUGUUGGUCAGCUUGGUUUAUCUUGUUGGAGACCAGAAGAAUGUACUGCUAUUAGGAAUGAACUCCUUUCCUGGCAAGCGAAAGGCCUUUCUGCAAAGGAAGGGAGCGAAGAUGGCAAAAUAAUUUGGCUACUAAGGCUUAAAGCUACCCUUGACAGGGCCAGAAGACUUACAGAGGAGUAUUCUGAAGCACUUCUUCAAAUAUUUCCACCAAAAGUAGAGAUUCUAGGAAAAGCUCUUGGAAUUCCUGAGAAUAGUGUAAGGACAUACACUGAAGCUGAGAUUCGAGCUGGGAUAAUUUUUCAGGUUUCAAAGCUCUGCACUGUUCUUCUGAAAUCUGCUAGAAGUGCACUUGGUUCUCAGGGUUGGGAUGUUCUUGUUCCAGGAACCACUCUUGGAACCAUAGUUCUGGUUGAGAGAAUUAUUCCAGGAUCACUGCCAAAAUCUGUAGGACCUAUUAUUCUUGUUGUCAACAAAGCUGACGGAGAUGAAGAGGUGACAGCUGCUGGUAGUAACAUACUGGGAGUUAUACUUCUGCAGGAGAUGCCUCACUUAUCCCACCUUGGUGUUAGGGCCCGGCAAGAGAAGGUUGUUUUUGUGACAUGUGAAGAUGGUGAUAUGAUUGCUGUCAUAAAAAAGCUGGCUGGAAAAUAUGUGAGAUUGGAGGCAUCUUCAACAGGUGUAAACAUUAAUCCAUGUUCAGCAGAUGAUAGCAGGAACGAUUCUGUUUUGAAAAAUGUCUCUGGUACUGGUUUGUCCACUGUUGAAGCCCCUGGUGUUCAUGUCACAUCUUUGUCUGAUAUUAAUGCCCUAUCAUUGAGCCAUGGUGAAUCUGUAGGAAUUUUACAACUUGCAGAUGCAGAUGCUGUAACUUGUGGCUCGAAGGCUGCAGCAUGUGGUCGUUUAGCUUCCUUGGCAGCAGCUUCUGAUAAGGUUUACAAUGAACAGGGGGUGCCAGCUUCAUUUCAUGUCCCAGCAGGAAUAGCUAUACCUUUUGGCUCUAUGAAAUUAGCUCUAGAACAAAGCAAAUCAAUGGAAAAAUUCAUGUCUCUUCUAGAAAGAAUAGAAACGGCGAGAGUGGAUGAUGGUGAACUUGACAAACUUUGCUGUGAACUUCAGGAUAUAAUAUGUUCUCUACAGCCACCUAAAGACACCAUGGAAAGCAUUGAAAAAAUAUUUCCAAGUGAUGCUCGUUUAAUUGUCCGUUCAAGUGCCAAUGUUGAGGACUUGGCUGGAAUGUCAGCUGCUGGACUUUAUGAUUCAGUACCAAAUGUUAGCCCAUCAAAUCCAACAGUAUUUGCAAAUGCCAUUGCUCGAGUCUGGGCAUCACUUUACACUCGCAGAGCAGUUUUAAGUCGUCGAGCUGCUGGUGUACUUCAGAAGGAGGCUGCAAUGGCUGUUAUGGUGCAAGAAAUGCUUUCCCCUGAGCUUUCAUUUGUGCUUCACACUCUCAGCCCAACAGAUUCUGAUAAUAGUCGUGUAGAAGCUGAGAUUGCCCCUGGGCUUGGUGAAACCCUAGCUUCAGGUACUCGGGGCACACCCUGGCGACUGUCUUGUGGGAAGUUUGAUGGUCAUGUAAGAACAUUAGCAUUUGCCAAUUUCAGUGAGGAGCUGCUGGUAUCCCGUGCAAGUUCUGCUGAUGGAGAAGUCAUUCAUUUGACAGUUGAUUAUAGUAAGAAACCACUGACAACUGACCCAAUUUUCCGUCAGCAGCUUGGUCAGCGUCUGUGUUCAGUUGGUUUUUAUCUGGAGAGGAAGUUUAGGUGUCCACAGGAUGUGGAAGGAUGCCUGGUUGGCAAAGAUAUCUACAUAGUCCAGACACGGCCACAACCCCACUAAAAAAUCCUCCGCUUGGGUCUGCUCUUUGGUAAGAUGGCAACUAUAUGCCGCAGCUGUAUCUUGAUUAUCCUGUACUAAAAUAAACCAUGAUGUAAAUUUUUUAAAAUUUUUGGCGCAUAUCAGUGCACCCUUUGCAGUAGUUUGGUUAAUACGCUAGACAUCAGGCGUUUUGAACUUGAAUAUCGAAAAAUUAACAAUUGGCUUC